AGGCAGGUAUCGCGCUCGCCACACCGGUUGUAUCACACGAAAACGAUCGAACGAAACUCUUUAUCAACGAACAAAGGCAUAUAAAUAAAUAAAAUAAUACAGUUUCUCAUAAAUAAAUAGUGCUACGUACAUACAUAUUUUGUACGAAUACAUAUAUAAGUGUGUUAAAGAAAAAAGUAGACAUGUAUGCGUCUUAAAUGCAUAGCGGUAUCACAAAACCAGAUUGGAAGUCUUCUAUAUAUUGAGUUGCUAUUUGUUUGUUUAGUACGUGUGCAAGUUUGGCUGAUUUAGUCUGGAUUCUAUGUCUCUUCGGAACCUAAAACUAAAGGAUCUUCCCAAUGCACCCACGAUGCAAACAGCACGAGAAUCCAGUAGACAAAAACGCACCAACAAACGUCGGCAUUCGAGAAAAAAAUCGCUCUCCCCGUCCGACCUAAAAAGCACAAGAGGCGAUAGCAAAAUAGAUUUUAAAUUUAACGGCAAAAGAUCUCUUUCCGAAGGGUCUAUGAAAGUGAAGCAUAGAAAGAGUAAUAUCAGACGGACUUUAACCCAUCCUAUCACGUGUACCGAUGAAAUACACGAUGUUACUAUGAUUGGCGUGUUCAAUAGGCACGUUAAAGUUGAGGCGCCUCCUGAAAGUGAUGAGUCAAAUCUGCCACCGACCAGUAGCGAUAGAGACACUGAGGAUGAUGGAAGGAUGCUGCCCAGACCUGUAGUUCAGAGAUCAAGAUGGGAUUCGGGCAGUGAAAUGGAUUCUUUGGUGUCGACUGUAGUGAAGCGAGCCUCGGCGCGACGACGCAGGACGUCAACGCACCCAGAGUGGGGCGUCAGCAGUGAGCCAGGAGAGGCAAGCGAACCAGAGGCCGGUCGCAUGCGUCCCGAGGACUACCGCCUCGUUUUUCUCAGCUCAGACUCAUCGUGUCGCGAGGACACGGAAGACUCCUCGUCCACCGCCUCCUCCGCCGCGCCGCCUGCGCCCGACGAUUGUGAUUGGGAUUAUUUCGAACCGGGCGCGGCGGCGGCGCAGCCCACUCCUCCACCUACCAAGCACGCGCCGCAGGCUUGCCCGCGGCCCUGCUCCUGCGGCGCGGAACCUCGUUUGAUAGCCGUUCCCGUUCCCGUGCCAGUACCUGUCCCUGCCGCACUUUGGCCCGCAUUACUCGCUUUCCCCUCGCAAACGCCACCGACGCCACACUGGAACACCUAUCCCGGCUUCCCACCGCUCGAUGCAGCGGCGUUCGCGAGACUCACCACGGCCGCCGCCGUCGCCGUCACUGCUGCUGCUACCGCUACUGCUACCGCUCAACCUCAAACAAAAACACUUCAGAUGAUGGUAGAAAGAAAUGAUAAAGCAAUACAAUCGGAAUCGCCACAAGCGCCAGGGCCACGUGAUAACGAUAACAAUGAUAACAGCUUUAAGCCGCCAGUCGGACAUGAUACGUCAAACGAUAUGAAGGUGAUCGCCGAGGAGGAAUCUGUAUCGAUAUUGUCGGAACAAAUGGAAAAAAUGCCGGAACAUUUGGAAGCGGAAAAAGCAUUUCCCUCGUCGAACGAAUCUGGCGAAUCGAGUGACUCGGAUGCGAGCGUCGCUCGUCGAAGUUAUGACGUAACUAGUGGUGCACCUGAAGAACCAGCGACUUCAGAUGAGGACUCCGAUGACUCUGGAGGGGGAGGUGGCCGAUUCUCAAGAGUGUUUGUGGUUAACCCAGCUGACUCGUCAUCGGAUCUUGAAGACAAUGCUGACAGCAGCGGAAUUGAUUGUGAUGAUUCCGACGAUAAAAAGUCUGACAUUGAAAUAAUUGCUGUGGAAGUGGCUAUGCAAAAUGAAUUAAGUGUUAGUGCGGAAUCAAAUGAUAGCGAUCCCGAAAAUAAUUCUAGUAAUUCUGGUAUUGUGCUUUUAGAGUCCAUUAAUUUAUCUGAAGAAAAUUUUGUUAUACCGUAUAGGAAUAAUAUUCAUGAAAAUGAUGAAGAAACAGUUAAAAAGUCUAACUUUUUCAAAUUCUGCGAUAUGAAUAUGCUCCAAAGUGAAACCUGCGAGAAAUAUAAUAGUUUUACUGCGUCUUGUAGCACCAGUAUCAGUAAUUUAGAUAAUAGUAUUAUUGAUAGCAACAACGGUAAUCAAAAUAGAAUUAUAUCGAAAAAUGUGGAAUGCGAUUCAUUAGAUAAUACUUUUACCGAAACAAAUAACACAAUUGAAUCGCCGAGACAGGAAUGCACUAAACAAAAGUUAAAACUAGAUGAAUCUUCAAACUCUUCAUUAAGAAAAUUAGCACCUUCACCGGAACUUACACAAAACGAGCCCGUUUCGUUGCCACACGAACCACCAGCGGAAAAAAUAGACUUGUUUAAAGGUAUUGAACGAACACUCGGUGAACUAUUGAAGAAAGAAUUAUUGGAGGAUCAAGAGGCGGAGAAAACUCGCAGUGUGAGGCCGGCUUGCACAGGCACGGAGGGGGGCGCGAGCGCACCUGCCGCGACAACAGUUUGCCGCUCGCGCAGCGCCAGUGCGGACGGGUCCGCGCGUUUCACAAGUCGCGUUAUGAUAACGCACGACUGCGUCUCAGUCGUGACGUCGGAUACGACGCGGCUCAUGCGGGAUAUCACAGUGCAUCAUACUAAUUCGCAAAACGAAACUCAACCGUCCACUAAUGAACAGGAUAACGAAUCAACUGAACGAAUUUCCGACGACGAAGCGCAACAGCCUUCGGGCGGAGUGACUGUUGUUAGCAAUGCCGACACUCUCUCAGCCGUUGUGUGCCUCGAGGAGGGGCUUGCCGACGACGACUCGUGGGUCGAGGACGUCAGCCAUGACGAGGACGAGGCCACUUCGCCCUCUGACUCGGAUUCAGGGGAUGAAGCGUCGUUACCCACACGAGGAGAAGAUUUCGCGUAUUGUCGACGUUCCCUAGACUUCACUUUACACACAAUAGUUGAAGAAAGUUGCGAAGAAAGCGAAACGGAACAUACUUCGAGGAAACCGCGACCUAUAUCGGCGACCGAAUUAGAGAAAUAUUUCUUUUUCGGUUUGGGUGACGGCAGGAAUGUUCGUGAUGAUGAUGAUGAUGAACCAGUGUCAGAAACAUCAAGUGUGUGCAGUGAGGGUGGGGAAUCAAUUGUUGACAAUGAGCAGCCAAAACGAAGCAGUGAUAACGAUGAACUUGUGUCAUCACGUCUGGAGAAGUAUUUUUUGUCGGGAUUCAUGGGUUUUAAUCAAGAACGACGUGAUUCAGAUGGAUCUGGUAGUGUGGGAAGUGACAGUGAAGGCAGACAAAGUCCUGAACAAAGGCGGAAGCGAUUAGUGCGUGCACGUGGUACACCGCGGUCACACUCAUCAUCUUUAGAUAAUUUAUUAACGGGUGAAGAGCCUUCUCAAGAUACUCAAGAAGUAUCAGAUGGGUCUAGCACAGAAACUGAAGAUCGCCAUGACUCAUCAGAAAGGCUUGAUUUACAAGGUGAUUCCAAAAGAAAGAAGCAAAACAAAAAAAUACGAGGGUCUCCAGCAGAUGAACGUCGUCAAUCAACAGAGUUCCCAGAAGAAACACGUGACGAUACUAGGUCUGUUUCAGAAGGUGAGGAUGGCAGAAUAUCACCGAGGCCAGAAUUCCCACCGCUUGGAUCUGAAUUGUCUGAAUCUAAGAAACAAACUAGCAGAGAUAGUGGAUUUGUUGGCAGCUGCGACGACCUAUUACGGAACGGCGAUUCAAAUUCAGAUUAUGUUAGAUCUCAUGAACCUAAAACAGAACUGGAAGAAAUAAUUGAAGAAAUGAGGCCUGAUAUAGAGGAACGAGUCGAAGGACCUUCGUUUUCCCGUCCACCCCCAAGUCCUUUAUCACGUAAAGAUAGCUUUAAUAACUGGUCAUCAGACGAAGAAACUAAUCUAAUGAUGACAAAAAUGCGUCAAUUUUUCAAACAAAUGAUAAAUUCAACGAAUGUGCGAACCUCCGCUCCCGCAUCAUCAAAUUCCGAAAGUUCACGCCCUCCGAAACCGCCUCAAUUAUUAUAUUUUGAAAGUGAAUUAACAAGGUUAAUGAAAACAGUUCCGGGUAUAAGAGACGAGGAAGUGCGAGAAAUAGUCGAAUAUCUUUCAAGUGAGGAUACUUGGAGUGAUUCAUAUGAUUCGUCAGACUACGCCGGCUCAGAUUUGGAGGGUACUUCAGUAAAUAGAUCUGCAUUGAGAAAACAAAUAUCCGACAGCUGCCGAGAAAUUAUCGAUGAGUUUGAUAAAGGCAAUAGUGAAGCUGGGUCUCUAGAGAGAGACGCAGCGGGGGCCUACAAAAGACUGGCGGCAACCCUGGGUCGAGCUGGGGAAGGUUCACCGCCACUGUUUGGCAAAGUUAUGCGACAUAUAGGUGGUAGGUUGGUGGCUUUAAUGCAUGAAGUGUCAGCAGGAGCGUCCCCAAGUACAGAUGAUGACAGUGCGUCGGAGCCGGGAGCAUUAUCACGGAGUAAAUCUCACGAUGUGUUGGAAGCUACAGCCAGUAGAGGAAGUGUUGCUAGUGACUGUGAGAGGUUUUCUUGGAGGGGUAGUUUUGAGUCAGCACUGCUAGCGGCUGACUCGCGGGGCACGUUAGGCGGAGGAUGUGAGGCGCGACGGUCACCCGCAGGGGUGGAGCUCUCGGCACAACGAUCACACUCCAGAAGCUGUGGAGCAAUCAGCGGUAGUGAGGAUAGACUAUGGCGAGGCAGACGGCGAGCCUCUGCCCCCGACGCUGAGUCGGAAGAAGAAGAACGUGCAGGAUCACUCCCACGUCUCCCGUCUGUAACUGGGACGAGUCCAGCUCCCGCGGGCCCAGUCAAAUCGGCCCGGUAUCGGGCCCCAGGUUUUCGCACUGCAACCCGUGCGGCCUCAGCCCCAGGUCUCCAUGCUCCGCGCCGUCGUCGGCCCCCACCUACACCUCAUCAGCCCGCUCCCGCCGCACCUGCUUCAGCUCCUAGCUUACAAGAUGAAGUAUUCUCUGACACAGUGUCCCCUGGUCAUGCGACUUUGCCGAGGCGGUCCAACUCACCACUGCCUCACGAGCGAGAUCUGGACAGGGACCGGUUCCCAAUUAAUAGAAGUGGCCUUCAAGUAAGUUUAAUCAGUGCUACCAUAAGAUUGUUUAUGUUUUAUUGAAUCAUUAUUUUUACU
Molecule: messenger RNA, 5128 nt
Organism: Hyposmocoma kahamanoa
Lineage: Eukaryota; Metazoa; Arthropoda; Insecta; Lepidoptera; Cosmopterigidae
Product: dentin sialophosphoprotein-like
Exons: 5
Coding region: 302-5113 (1603 amino acids)
Biological process (GO): exocytosis
Cellular component (GO): exocytic vesicle; plasma membrane
Molecular function (GO): neurexin family protein binding
Source: RefSeq, a predicted model, not a curated record